Quercus lobata is the source of this 4790-nucleotide messenger RNA. RefSeq names its product TMV resistance protein N-like. Gene Ontology annotation, molecular function: ATP hydrolysis activity; protein binding; ADP binding. NCBI's taxonomy places the organism in Eukaryota, Viridiplantae, Streptophyta, Magnoliopsida, Fagales, Fagaceae. The record is from RefSeq and is a predicted model, not a curated record. Bases 188 to 3847 code for a protein of 1219 amino acids. Gene Ontology annotation, biological process: defense response; signal transduction. The transcript is spliced from 8 exons.
CUUUAUAGGCAAAACAAAAGCAAGUGGGAAAAUUCAUUGCUGGUCUUCAACCCAAAAAAAAAGUUCAUAAGUUCACUCAGCCUUGCUAGGGAAACUUAAAAUCUCUUAUUGUUGCUCCCAUUCUCUAAGUCUGCAACACUCUCUGGUACGCAUCGCUUAACAAGCUAGUAAGUUACCGAUUGCUUCCAUGGCCACUCAAGCAACUUCCUCCACCCCCUCUUCAACUUCUUCAUCAUCUUUUUCUUUUUCUUCUUGCCCUCCAUGGAAAUACCACGUGUUCCUUAGUUUUUGUGGUGUUGACACCCGAAAGAAUUUCACAGACCAUCUUUAUACUGCUUUGAAACAAAAGGGUAUUAUUACUUUCCGGGAUGAUGAAAAACUUGAGCGAGGAAAAUAUAUUUCUCAAGAGCUCUUAAAAGCAAUAGAGGAGUCCAAAUAUGCUAUUAUUGUUCUCUCAACAAACUAUACUUCUUCAAGGUGGUGCUUAAUUGAACUAGCAAAAAUUGUUAAAUGCAAGAAGGAGACUGGAUUGACAGUUUUGCCUGUCUUUUAUCAUGUGGAUCCCUCUGAUGUAAGGAACCAGAAUGGCAUUCUUGCUGAAGUCUUUGCUAAACAUGAGAAAGAUACCAGGAUUAGCACAGAAGAUGUGCAAGCAUGGAAAGCUGCUUUGAAAGACGUGGGUGAUAUAUCUGGAUGGCAUUUGCAUGAUAGGCAUGAAUCAAAAAUUAUACAAACAAUCAUUGGAAGGAUAUUUAGUGAGCUAUUUCACAAACUCCCAUGUGUUUCCGAGGACCUAGUUGGAAUGGACUCCUGUGUGGAGGAAAUGUUGGAUUCAUACAUAGGUGAAGGGUUGGGUGGUGUUCGCUUUGUUGGGAUAUGCGGGAUGGGUGGAAUGGGCAAAACAACCCUUGCACAUGAAAUUUAUAGAAGAAUUUCUGGUAAUUUUGAAGGUAGAAGCUUUAUUGUUAAUAUUAGAGAAGAAACUAAAAAUCAAGGUCUAGUUUCUUUACAAAAACAACUUCUUUCUCAGAUCCUCAUGGAAAGUGAAAUAAAUAUAUGGGAUGUUUGGGGGGGAAUCAAUGUUAUAAGGAAUAUACUACGUAAUAAAAAUGUUUUUAUUAUUCUUGAUGAUGUGGAUGGAGAUGAACAACUAAAAGCAUUGGCAGGGAAGCAUGAUUGGUUUGGUCCUGGAAGUAGAAUCAUUGUAACAAGCAGAGAUAGCCAUUUGUUGAUAAGAUGCGGUGUGGAUGAUGUAUAUAACAUUACGGGGUUGAAUGAUGAUGAAGCUUUGGAGCUUUUUAGUUGGAGUGCUUUUAAGAAACCCCAUCCUGAAGAAAAUUUUGUGGAUUUGUCUAAGGACUUUGUGAAUUAUGCUAAAGGCCUUCCUUUAGCUCUUAAAGUUUUAGGUUCUUUGUUGUUUUCUAAAAGAACGAAUGAAUGGAAAAGUGCCCUUUAUAAACUAAAAAAAGAACCUAAUAGAAACAUUUUGGAUAUACUUCAAAUAAGUUUUGAUGGGCUUACAAAUUCGGAGAAAGGAUUGUUUCUAGAUAUUGCAUGUUUUUUCAAAGGAGAGAACAAAGAUUGCAUAGGAGAUAUAUUUGGAAGUUUUUAUAAUUCUCUAGACUACGAUAUUGGUGUUCUUAAGGACAAAUCUCUCAUAACCAUUUAUUACAAUGGAACUUUGUGGAUGCAUGAUUUGCUACAAGAUAUGGGUCAAGAAAUCGUUCGUCGUGAAUCUCCUAAAGAACCUGGUGGACGUAGUAGGUUGUGGAUUUAUGAUGAUGUCAUUCAUGUAUUGAAAAAUGAUUCUGGAACAGAGAAAGUUGAAGGCAUAAUGGUAAACAUACCUAUUCAAAAAGUGGAACACCUGAGUGCUGAAGCCUUCUCAAAAAUGAAAAAUUUGAGAUUGCUUAAAAUUAGUAGUGAGAAACUUUCAGAAGUCUUCAUAAAUGGUACUAUGCAACUUCCAAAAGACCUCAUUAGAGGUAAGGUGCAACUUCCACAAGGCCUCAAUUAUCUUUCUAAUGAGUUACGUCUUCUCGAAUGGCAUGGAUAUCAUUUAAAAUGUUUACCAACCAAUUUCCAACUAAACAAACUUGUUGAAUUGAGAAUGCAUUCUAGUAGCAUCAAACAACUAUGGAAUGGAAACAUGAAUUUAGGCGAGUUAAGACUCAUUGACCUAAGUGACUCUCAAAACUUGAUUGAGAUGCCAGACCUUAGUGGAGCCUCGAAGCUUAAGCAAUUGAUUUUUCGACAUUGUACAAGACUAUAUAAGAUUCACACAUCUCUUGGAGAUCUCAAACAACUUAUUCAAUUGGAUUUGAAUGGUUGCAAAUGUCUCGAAAGCCUUCCUGACAAGAUCAACUUGGAAGCACUUGAAAUUUUGGAUCUUGGUGGUUGUUCAAGAUUGAAGAAAUUUCCAGAAAUUGUAGGAAACAUGUCACGUUUGCCGAAACUCUGUUUGAGUGAGACAGCUAUAAAAGAUCUACCAUUAUCAGUGGAGCAUUUAACUGGCCUUAUUGAAUUGGAUCUAAGAGACUGUAAAAACCUUUCAAGUCUUUCAAAUGCAUGUUGUUGCUUGAUGUCUCUAAAAAUUCUCACUUUAUCUGGCUGCUCAAAACUUGAUGAAUUACCAGAGAAUUUGGGUAAUAUCGAAGGCCUGGAAAAUCUAGAUGUGAGUGGAACUGCUAUAACAAGGCUACCUUUAUCUGUUGUUCACUUAAAAAAUCUCAAACUACUAUCUCUAAGUAGAUGUGUGGGGUCAUCUAAAUCAUUCAAUAAGCUCCUGAAUUUUCCUUUAAUGCAACGAAAAAGAAGUCCUGAUCCCAUGAGCAUGUUAGAGUGUUCUCUACAAGGCUUAUGGUCUUUGACGGAACUGGAUUUAAGUUAUUGCAAUAUUCAAAUGAUUCCUAAUGUUCUGGGGUCCUUGUCAUCUUUAAGAGAAUUAAAUCUAAAAGGAAAUAAUUUUGUUUGCCUUCCUGAAAGUAUCAUUCAACUAUCUAAUUUGACAAACCUUUAUUUGGGUGGUUGCACUCAACUUCAAAUGUUGCCUAAGCUUCCAUUAAAUAUGUAUUUUAUCGAUGCAACAGGAUGUACCUCACUGGAAACAUUAUCAUUAAGUCCAGAUAAUGGUUUUUCGCAGAAUAUAAAUCUUGUCAAUUGCGUCAAAUUGAUUUAUAAUCAAGGCAAAGGUGACCUGUGGUCAGCAAUUCUAAGACAGAAUAUCAUUGAGAGAUGCUGUAACCAGAAAUGGUACACAUGUUUCACAAUUCCUGGAAGUGAAAUUCCGAAUUGGUUUAGGCACCAAAAUGUGGGGGCUUCAGUGAAUCUGCAAGUGCCUUCACAUUUAUUAUUAAGUGGCACACUUAUGGGAAUCGCAGUGUGCGCUGUUGAAGCCAACGGAGAUCGAUCUUCCUACGUGUGGCUUCCUUUAUCGGAGGAAUUUGGUAAGAUUGAAUCGUAUCAUCUUUGGCUCGACUGUUUUCCCUUUGAAACACACUUCGGAAGCUACCGCAUAGAAGAAUUGGAUGCUAAUGAAUUCACCCAAAUUGAGCUUACAUUUGAAGCCUACGGUCCAGACUUGGAGGUUACGAAAUGUGGAGCCCGUUUGAUUUUCGAGCAAGACAUUGAAGAUCUCAAACAAACUAAGCCUGGGUCUAGCAGCAGUAUUAUCACUCCUUAUCAUGAGGAUGAUGAUUUAGGGGGCGAUCCAAAGAAAGAUAGCAAAAUCAAGGAAAGCGGUGAUGAUGAAGCACCACACCCAAAGUGGACAGAGCACCCUAAUCUAAUUGAAAACUGGAUUGGGAAUUCAUGCAUACAAGGACAAGCUGACUCUGAUUGUGUGUGAGGAAAGAGGAAUCCCAGUGAAAGUGGGACCUUUUUCUCCCUUUGAUUUUUUUUGUACAAGCAUCUACAUACGAUUCUGGACAAUUUGGAAUUAGAAACUUCUCAUCAUCUUAUUUGUCAUUUAGAAACCAAUAGCAGAUGAAGAGGCUACACAAUGAUCGUACUACCACCAGAGCACUGGGUUUGGUGCUGACUACAACGACCACUACACUGUCUUUGAGUGUCUGUGGAGUUGAUGCUGAUGAUGAUGGAGUGGAACUGGGUUUGGUGCAAUUUCUGUUUGGCUACAAGGAAACUUGAGGUUAAUUAAAAUGAAAACGGUACCGGUUGGUGCUAUGCCGAAAAGCUUUGGAGGAGAAUAUUGUUGUUUAUUUGGGGACAGGUUGUGGGAUGGCCACAUUGCUGUACUGCUUAUAGAUGAGCUGGGUCACUUGGUAAGGAAGCCCCAGAAGAGCAUAUGCGCCAUCCUUGCCCCUGUGGUGGCCCUGGUUCAGCAGAUCAUGCUCAUGUAACUGGUUUGAUGCCUGUGAAUUGACUAUUUAUCUUCUGGACAUAAAGAGGACUUGCUGAUGACUAUGCAGAAAUGGUGGUUGGUUCUGCUUCUGCUGAUGACUGUACUGUUGAGCCUUUGACAAGUUUAUUUGCUAAGGGGGGAAAGAGGCUUUUCACAAGAUGUAUUCCGAUUGAAGCUACUGUUGAUAAUGUGCAGUUGUAUUUCAGUCAAUUUGGCUAUGUUUUGGAUGUGUAUCUUGCCAAGGUAAAAGUAGCUGAUUUUUAUCUAGUUUAAUUGAGAAUGUGUGGAUGGUUAGCUAAUGAAAAUUUUACUGCAUCUUUUUUCUUGAUAACAAUUUUUUAAAUGCUUCAUAUGUGAUAAAUGUAUUGUUGAACCAGCUUGGGUUUGUUCAAGGUUUUAAAAUGGGCUUGCUUGCAGAGCAAUAAUUUUA